AUGAUCGCUGCUUGGUACUCGCUCUACCUGCAAUCUAGUACAAUUGCCAAGUUCAUAAUAACAUUUACUUUACUACCCUAUAUCCAGAAAAUUGCCUACGAUGCAGUAUUGAGUAGAGAAAGUCAUGACGUAUAUCUCGAAUUUGCAAAAGAAAGAAGAAGAAGAAAUACAACCUAUAAUAUACCGGUGAUUCGCAGAAUAGCGCGAUACCUUCAUGAAAUGCCCGACUUGUCAAUUUUCCCAUUUUCUUUGCCAAAGCUAUUUCUUCUUUUUAUGUUAAACUUGAUUCCUGUUUUUGGACCAAUAUUUGUGAUGUUCUUCCAAGCAAGCUCAAAGGGAUUGCAAGCUCAUCGGAGAUAUUUCAUGUUGAAAGGGUACUCACGACUGGAAAUUAGAGAAAGAUACAAAAUAGACAAACCUAUAUACAUGGCAUUUGGUUUAACUGCUUUGUUGUUAGAAAUGGUGCCCAUAUUAAGUGUAUUUUUUAUGUUUACAAAUACCAUCGGUGCUGCUUUGUGGGUCGUUGAUUUAGAAAAACAAGAAAAAUUGGUAUCAUUUGAAAGAGAAGAAAAGACUCAAUUGAAGAUGAAACCAUUGAUUCCAAAUGAGCCAAGUAUAUUUAACGGAGAGGAACCGUUGUUACACACCGGCACGCAACUUCAGACUCACGGCAAUCUACACUAUAAUGAAUCAUAA
Messenger RNA from Lodderomyces oxycetoniae, 696 nucleotides. RefSeq lists its product as uncharacterized. The coding region runs from base 1 to 696 and encodes 231 amino acids. Gene Ontology annotation, cellular component: ascospore wall; prospore membrane; lipid droplet. The record is from RefSeq and is a predicted model, not a curated record. The transcript has a single exon. NCBI's taxonomy places the organism in Eukaryota, Fungi, Ascomycota, Pichiomycetes, Serinales, Debaryomycetaceae.